AUGGAGCAAUCAGCUCAAAACCCCAUGCAGGGGUUACCUCAUGGGAAUUCUGCACUAUCCACAGAUUACUGGAGCACGCUUGAUCCCGCCUACCCCGAUCCUGAGCAGCAGCUUCAGCAGCCAUCUCAACCCCAACACCAACCUCAACAGCAACACGAGUCUUCAUCGCAACAAACACCUCUUGGCAUUGGAUGGGACCAUCCUGUUUUUCAACAGCAACAGAGAGAGCUAGCCCCACGACCAGAGCCAAAUCAUGGCAUCUACUCGUCAGUGCAUCAGCCUUGGCAGCAAACAAAUCCUCUGCAACAGCCGCCGCAACGAGGAUAUGGAGCUUCGCCCCAGUAUCAAAUACAUCCACAAGCUGCUCACUUCCAGCAGGGACAGAUGUCUUUUGACUCUCGUCCCCUGAGUGCCUCCGAAUCUUCGGCAUUUCCGUCAUUUUCCUACCAGCCAAAUUACUUCCAUCCACAACACCCACACAUCUCAGUGCCAGAUACUUUUCCUGAAGCACCUACACAGCAGAGAAUACAGCCACGGCCACAGCAACAAACCCAGGCCUCAAUUUCUUCAUACCCUUUACCUCAAGGCUACUCCUCAGAAAUGCUGCAAAACACAAUUGAUUUGACCAACGAUUACCCUGAUUCAGAUCCAAAUGUUACCAUUAACCCCCAGUUCCUUAAUUCCACCCCACAGGCAUUCAACCAACAGCAGUCGUCAUUAGCAAGCAACUUUCUUCAGGGAAUCCCUGCAGACUUCCAACGGCAAGGGAGUGAACAGGCCAGGCUAUUCAAUUACUACCAGCAUGAUCUUUCAGUUCAGUCGCAAAUGACACCAACUGGCAGCCAUGUGAUUCUCCCUAGAGUACCGCAAGUUGUAAUCGCCAAUAAGAAGGGAGCUUAUAACAAGCAGCAAGCAAAGACGACUUCUGUACAUGACCAAACGAGGACUGUGUCUGACUCAGAAAGUGAAAGUUCGGAUGAAUCUGAUCUUGAGAUUGAAGCACCUGACGAGCCGUCCCCAAUCCCUGCGAUCCGCCCGACUGAGCCCGAGGCUGCAGCACAAUACGAUACCCUCCAAGCCGUGUGGUCGCCAAGGAACAAAUGGCCUGGUCCUGAUAAGCUCAAAAAUGCACUUGUAGCCUACAAAGAGCUUGUCAAAUCAUUGAGAGAUGCAUGGAAGGAACAAGUUCAGGCCAUGAAGCUAGCCGAAAACCAAGAGGACAACCAGAAAGCGACGAAGCUUAAAGAAAAGGUCAUUUUGCAGCGUCGCACCAUGGAUAAAAUUGCGAUCACAACCCUUGAAAUGGGCCAUCCUAAUAUUGUUGAGAAGCUGGGAGAGCAUCCCAUGGUUGUGGCAGCUCUAUAUUCCUUCUUGGUCGAUCGUUUCCAGGCAGCAGACUUUGCUGGGACUCUGACCAUUAAUUUGCUUGAGCUCUUCUCGCGUUUCUCAACCUUGACAGAAGACCUGAUGCAAAAGACCAAUCUUUCCAAAUUGUUGCCAAAGUUCCUUAAAAAAGGUGGCCAGCAGGUGAAGGACCUCACACAAAAGAUCCUAGAUAAUGCCGCAGCCUCUACGAAGCGUAAGCAGGAGAGUGAAAAGCCUAACAAGGAAGAGUCGCAUCCAAAGGGCCUUUCAGCAGACCAGCAUAAGGGAGACGCUGGAGUGAAGCGACCCCGCGAGGUGGAUAGCAAUCUGCAACCUGGCGCAAAACGAAUGGCAGUUACCAACAACUUGAAGGAUGCGAAUAAACUUGCACCCGCAGGCAAUGGACCGGCCAAAGGAGCGCCAAGUAGUAAGCCGACUGGCGCUGCAGUGCUGCGCCCUAAACCCAAUAUUGUGGCCCCCAAGCCAACAAGUCUCUUUGGCACUCUAAGCUCAGCGUCAAAGAGACCUGGGACCACAAAUGCGGAUAGGGCUGCCGCCGCCGCCGCAGCAAAGCCAACUGCUACUUCCGAAAAGGAAAAGAUAGCAGCGCCGAAACCAGCUUUCUCCUUUGGUGAUAUUAUGGCCGACUUGAACAAACCAAAGCAGGCACCAACCCCCAAGCCUGCUGAAGACCAGCCCCCGGAGACUGAAGCUGAGCGCACAAAGAGGUUACGCAAAGAAGAGCGCCGUAAACUUCGCGUGACAUGGAAGCCAGAUGAUGCUCUUACCGAAGUUCGACUAUUCACCCACGAUCCCGAUGAAGAACUAGGUCCCGGCGAUGGGUCAUUGCGUUCACGGGGAGACGUUAAAGGUGAAGGUAGUGUUCUUAAGCUCCACAAAGAUUUGGACGAACUGGAAGAAGAGGAUCUCGGUGGUAUUCGCGAGACUGUAUUUCAAGAUGGUUAUACUCUUUCGAUGGUCGAUUUCGAUUUCGAUGAAUCAAAAGACGGCAGUUUCGUUAAACGCGGUGGCCCCCAGCUGCCAACGAGUCCCGAGAGGGAGGCCCAGGAGCAUCGGGAAUCUACUACCCUUAUGGUCUUCUAUACUUCUCCUGCCGACAUGCCUGACACACCCAAGGAGCCACCAACUCCUGACCCCGACGAUGUCGACGCCGAUGUGUUGCCUUUCGGAGAGUUGCCCGACAUGAUCAAGGUCCGCCAGGAACGUUAUUAUUCCUACAUGAACCCCAAGCCUGCGGCACCCCAACAAAGCCAACAACCGCAGCAACCUACUCCCGGGGACAGUGGAUUUGACAUUUCGAAUUUGCUCAAAAUCAUCCAGGGUGUGCCUGGACAGGCGCAGCCAACCCCACCGCCGCAGGCAACUCAACCCGGGGCCAUGCCGGAUCUGGAGAGGACCAUCAACAUGUUCCGUCAGCAACAACCUCAAUCCCAAAUCACCCCGGCUGCACCAAUACUCACUCCUCAACCUCAAGGUCUUGACUUCAACACGAUCUUGAAUGUCAUGAAACAGAUGCAGGCGCCGGCUGCAUACUCCCAGCCUCAGCAAUCACAACCAGCCAUGGCACCCAACCUUGGCGCCAUGUUCGCACAAUUCGGUGGGCAGAACCAACAGGCUGGUGCUUUCCCAUUCCAACAGCAAGGCCAUGAGUAUGAAGACCCAGAGCGCAAGCGAGGCCGUGAGGGCGGGUAUUAUGACGACCAGUCUAACUCCGAAUCGUGGAGCCGCUCGAAACGGACCAGAGUUGGCGGCAAUGAGGCCAAGCCUUAUAAGGUGGGACUAGUUGCCUGCAGAUUCUGGGCUGAGGGCAAGUGUCGCAAAGGCGACAACUGCACUUUCCGGCACGACCCUCUCUAA
Messenger RNA from Penicillium expansum, 3243 nucleotides. RefSeq lists its product as uncharacterized. Gene Ontology annotation, molecular function: metal ion binding. The transcript has 10 exons. The record is from RefSeq and is a predicted model, not a curated record. NCBI's taxonomy places the organism in Eukaryota, Fungi, Ascomycota, Eurotiomycetes, Eurotiales, Aspergillaceae. Bases 1 to 3243 code for a protein of 1080 amino acids.